AUGUUUGUGAACUUCCGUCGAAUCCACAAGUGCCAGUGUUUGCAACUGCUGACCACAGGUCUUCUGCUUUGUAUGGUGAUGGUUUACUGGGAAGAGCUGGACCAUCAUGCAGUCAGCCACGUGAGAUCCUUCACCUACCGGUACUUGAUCAACAGCUAUGAUUUUCUCAAUUCUUCUUUUGCUAUCAACUCCAAUCAUCAUUACAGAAAGGGUGGUUCUAACAGGGUGUUGGGUGGAUUUGUGAACUAUUCAUACCUCAUCAACCACCCAGAGAAAUGCAAAGGUGAAAAUGGGAAGAGUUUAAAUGAUGUUUUUCUGCUGUUAUUUGUAAAAUCGUCACCAGAGAACUUUGAGCGGCGCCAAGCCAUCAGGGACACAUGGGGAAACGAGAGCUUUGUUUGGGCAGAACUGGGGGUGAAUAUGAGGUUGGUGUUCGCCAUCGGCAUUCAUCCAUAUGUCGAACAGAGAUAUAAGGUCCAGACUGCACUGCUGAAGGAGGACAAGGUCUAUGGAGAUCUGAUCCAGCAGAACUUUGUAGACACAUUUUAUAACCUGACUACCAAACUGAUCCUGCAGUUCCACUGGAGGCACAUAUAUUGCCCUCAGGCACACUUCGUCAUGUCUGCGGAUGAUGACAUCUUUGUCCAUAUGCCUAAUUUGGUAAAGUAUUUACAGGAUAUUCUCAGGAGUCAAUCAGGAGCUAAAGACCUAUGGGUGGGGCAUGUUCACAGGGGAUCUCCUCCAGUUCGCUAUAAAUACAGUAAAUACCACAUUCCCUAUGAUCUGUAUCCCUGGCCAUCCUACCCAGACUACACUGCUGGAGCAGGGUAUGUGGUUUCAGGGGAUGUAGCUGCUAAAAUUUACCAGGCGACUCUGCUGCUAAACUCCUCCAUGUACAUUGACGAUGUCUUUAUGGGAAUCUGUGCCAAGGCCAUGGGUGUCUUUCCCCAGGAGCAUGUUUACUUUUCAGGGGAGGGCAAGGCUCCUUACCACCCGUGCAUUUAUGACCACAUGAUCACAUCACACGAUCAUAUCUCUGACGUGCGCUUACUGUGGCGGUCAGCAACAGAAUCUAGAGAGAACAGCAGCACCAGAGGAAUAAUAGGUAACCUUUAUUGCACAGCAGUGAGAGUGAUGCUGCUAUGUCUGCCACAUUAUCAGAACACUUACUCCUGUAGUGCUGCUUUUACAUGA
Pelmatolapia mariae (spotted tilapia) is the source of this 1194-nucleotide messenger RNA. RefSeq names its product UDP-GlcNAc:betaGal beta-1,3-N-acetylglucosaminyltransferase 5a (gene b3gnt5a). The record is from RefSeq and is a predicted model, not a curated record. Gene Ontology annotation, cellular component: Golgi membrane. The transcript has a single exon. NCBI's taxonomy places the organism in Eukaryota, Metazoa, Chordata, Actinopteri, Cichliformes, Cichlidae. Bases 1 to 1194 code for a protein of 397 amino acids.